AUGACGUCACGAUCAGCCAUAGAUGCCAUGAAUAACCAUUUGUUUCGACAUUUUUCUUCUCCCAGAGAAAUCAAGGACGGCGCAGAAGUGUAUAGCAAGUGUCAGCAAUACAACAUCACCCUCAGUGACCUUGACCUGACCUCGGAUCCUGCUAGUUUUGCAGCGAAGGCCAAUGCUACGUAUGAACGCAUAGCCUGCCAAAACGGGUGGGACUACGACCGCUCCUACUACGACGCCACCCUCAGCACGGAACACGACUGGGUGUGCAGCCGAGACACCCUGGCGGCCAACUGGCAGUCCAUCGGGGUGGCGGGAAAUGUCGUCGGGACCCUCAUCUUCAACUCGCUGUCGGAUAUCCACGGUCGCCGUCCUGUGUUCGUGGUAGCUGCGAUGAUGUACACCGUGUUCGGAUUGGUGCGAUUGUACGUGACGAGCUACGAGUGGAUCAUGAUCACGAUGUUCUUGGCUUCGACUUCGUACCCGCCGAUUCUGGAACUCUCGUAUAUCAUCGUGUUGGAGCAAGUCUCCCCGGGUUGGAGAACGAGGAUCUCCUCCACCACCUUCAUCCUGUGGACCUUCGGCAUGAGCUUCCUGCCACUCAUCGCUUGGCUUUCGAGAGACUGGUUCACCCUGGGCCUCAUCACCACCGUCCCCUCCUUCGUCUCCGUGUUGGCUUGGUGGUUCCUACCAGAGUCCCCUCGAUGGCUCCUGUCUUGCAAUCGCUUAAAAGAAACGGUAGAUCUGUUAAGGACAAUUGCUCAACGUAAUGGACGUCCAGUACCUGAAAAACUCGAGGAGACAGUCCAGGUCCUCGCCAAUACUCAUAAUACAGAGAAGAACUACGGCUUCAUUCAACUCUUCAAAUACUCCAAAGUUAGAAUGAGGACUCUACUGCUGACAGUAAACUACACUUGUAAUAACCUCUUCUACUACGGCCUGUCUUAUAAUACGACCAACAUGAGUGGCAAUGAGUUCAUCAACUUUUUCUUGCUUAGUAUAACUGAGCUUCCCUCAACUGUCUUGGCUUGGUGGGGGGCUUCUUACAUAGGAAGACGAUGGACAGAGGCCGGCUGUUUUCUCAUGGCAUCAGUAUGUGCUGUCAUUGCAAUUUUUACCUUGAAUAGUGCUGUGUGGCUUAACAUCUCCAUACAUAUCCUGAGCAAACUAUUCAUCACUAUGAGCUACCUGGUGGUAUACAUUCAGUGUGCAGAAAUUUAUCCUACAACUCACCGAGCUGCUGGGACAGGAUUGUCAUCCCUUGUUGCAUCAACCUUUGGAACUACUGCACCCUAUAUUGCAUUUUUGGCUGAUCGCAAUCCUUGGAUUCCAUACGUCAUCUUAUUCUCCAUUGGCACUCUUGGCUUCCUGUGUAGUUCCUUUCUCCCAGAGACCUUAGAUGCUGAUCUCCCACAGUCCUUGAUGGAUGCAAACACCUUCCUCGCGUCUGAGAAAUACUUCUCUUACAAGGGAAAGCGGCCGUGCACAAAAAAAGUUGUUGUGAAUGAGACCUCAAGGCUCAGAGGUGAAGUAAACUUGGCACAUUCCGAGAUUAAUAUUUCGAACACGAAUGGUAAAGAUGACUGAUGUAUAUAUCUAUAUCUUUUUAUUACUUGUGGAGAAAGUGUUAAAGAAAAUUAAAAUAAAUCAAAACAGUAAUCAUUAGCUGCAUGUUAAAUGCUAUAUAUCAUUAUAAUUUAGUUGAUAAUCAUAGUGAGGUGCAAAAUAUAAAUGCAUAUAUUAUUACAAUACUUAUUGGUGAUAUGGUGUAAACUGACACGACAGUCAGUAACACUAAUAAAAAAUACCCCUUUUAUGUAAUACAGUCUUGGGGGAUUCACUAUUGCACUUGCAAACUUGUAUUCUAUUUAUAAAUAGUCCAGUGAAAUAUAUUUAGGGGAUUCAGUAUUGCACUUGCAAACUUGUAUUCUAUUUAUAAAUAGCCCAGUGAAAUAUAUUUGCUUUCUAUGUCAAGGGCAAACACCAGUUUUUAUGCAUGUUCUAAACAGGAUCUUAGGCUUAAGAAUUCACUUUGAAAAUUGAAUAAUUUAUACUAAAAUGGUGCCAGUAGUAUUUUACAAAAUACUCUAAAAAUAGAGAUAAGCAAAUCGCAGUUUAUAUUUAUACAUAUAUCUGUUUGUAAGUUCCAUAGCUAUUAACCCUUUUCUUUUUUAAUUUUUAUACUCAAAUAUAAUUCUCUUUCAUAUAUUGUUCUUAGACAUGUUAAAUAAAUAAUUAAGUAUUCUUUGUCAUUCAGAUGCACUUUAAGUAAGGGAAGGCAAAAUCUAAAAGAAGCAAAACAGUUUUGAUACCAAUCCCCCCCCCUCCACACGCACACACACACACGCACUCUCUCUCUCUCUCUAUAUAUAU
Molecule: messenger RNA, 2370 nt
Organism: Penaeus vannamei (Pacific white shrimp)
Lineage: Eukaryota; Metazoa; Arthropoda; Malacostraca; Decapoda; Penaeidae
Source: RefSeq, a predicted model, not a curated record